CUGAGAGACUCAUUUCCCGUCCCUGUGGUGAUGGGGAGCUCAGCCUCAUCGCUGGCUGCAGAGACGGAGUCAGACCAUGGCUUUCGCAGCGCCCCCUACCCGUCCUCCCCCCCUGUGGGCUGGCUCAGAAACAGCCACAGCAGUCCGGUGUGGGGCACCACCUUCAUCACGCGGCAGCAGCAGCCCCCGCUGCCUCACCGGGAGCGCAGCCACUCUCACUCUCCGGGCUCCAUGGCAGCGGCGGUGCGAGGCAGCGAGUGGUCAUGUGGACGCUGCACCUUCUUAAAUGCCGGCGGAGCUCCCCGCUGCUCCAUCUGCGAGGCGCCGCGGCAGAAGCCCGACCUGAACCAGAUCCUGCGGCUGAGCAGCAGCGAGGAGCACCGCUGGGCCUGCCCCCGCUGCACGCUCAACAACCCGCAGGGAUCCGGGGCCUGCUCCGUCUGCGGCUUCGGUCCGUCCCCCGCCACGCUCACCCCCCCCACCACCACGAUAGCCGCCACUGCCAACGGGCUCCCAGCCGCCCCCAAUGAACCCACCACACCCACCAGCACCCCCACGGUUCUGCUUGAGCCCCACGGGCAGCAUCCAGCCAAGGAGGAGGUACUGCGGCGGUCGGAGAGCAACGGGGAGGUGGGUGGUCUGGAGGGGCAGCACUCAGGAUGGGCCUGCCCGCGAUGCACGCUCCACAACACCCCCGUAGCACUGUCCUGCUCAGCUUGUGGCGGGCCCCGAAAACUGUCUUUGCCUAAAAUCCCUCCGGAGGCGUUAGUGGUGCCUGAGGUACGCACGCCCGUGCUGGGCUUUCCUGUCCACACAGCCGGGUCAGCGCCGCUGCUCAUCGACUUGACAGAUGACUCGCCCCCCGCCCCUCCCUGCGACCCCCAAGAAUCGCCCCACGUGUCCUCGCAGACCCUCUCCUCCGCCUUCUCUUCUUUUUCUUCCCUCCAAAACAAUCCCGUGCCCCGCAGCAGAAGAGAGGUGCCCCCUCCCGGCCGCCCGCAAAACCAAGGAACCAACACGCCCAGCCCCACCUCUCCCUCCACCGCCAGCGUGCCAGCCCAGCCGGCCCCCCAGCGACCGCCCAAGCCUAAGCACGCCCAGCCCCAGGAGCCCGCCUACCCCAGCAAGCGCCUCAGCAUCCUGGAGGAGGAGGAUGCCCACCACCCUCUGGCUCCCCAGCUGGUUCCUUCUGCGCCCCCCACCUGGAAGUGCCCUAGCUGCUCCUUGCCCAACACUAGUGGCUCGUCAAAGUGCGAGUCCUGCCGUGCCUCGCGGGCUGGUGCUGACCUCAUCGACCUGGUAGGCAGCGAGACGGUACGAUUUACUCCAGCCAGCCCGUCAAGCCCGGACUUUAGCACCUGGGCCUGCUCCAAGUGCACCCUGCGCAACCCCACCGGGGCCCCCAAGUGCUCGGCUUGUGGCUCUUCCAAACUGCACGGCUUUCAGGAGCAGCAGGCGUCCCGUUGCUGCGCACACUGUGGCCUCCCGGUAGGGCCUGGCCCCGCAUCCUGCUCCUGCACACCUUCCUCCUCCUCCUCAGGUCAUAAAACACGGAAACAGGCCCGGGGCUUUCCCUCCUCUUCUUCUGCAGUUGCUUCCUCCUCCUCCUCCUCUAGCUUUCAGGAGAAGGUAGGACAGUGGAGCUGCCCAGCAUGUACGCUUCUCAAUGACGUCAAGGCCAAGAACUGUGCAGCAUGCCACACACCCCAACAGUACCUCACCCUUCGCAAGGUGAUUAAGCCCCUAAAGAGGAGGGAAAGUAUGCACGUAGAGGCCCGUCGACGAAAUGACGAGGGCGAGGCCAAGGAGCUUUGGGAGAACAUCGUCAGCUUCUGCAGAGAGAACUCUGUGAACUUCGUGGAUGACAGUUUCCCCCCGGGACCGCGCUCCGUGGGUUUUCCUGAGGGCGACAGUGUCCAGCAGCGAAUCAAAAAGUGGCUCCGCCCUCACGAGAUCAACUGCAGCAACUUCAAAGACAGAUGUGUCAAGUGGUCCGUCUUUCGCACGCCAAGGCCAUCCGACAUCCUCCAAGGGCUCCUUGGAAACUGCUGGUUCCUGAGUGCUCUUGCGGUGUUGGCUGAGCGUCCAGAGCUGGUGGAGAGGGUGAUGAUCACCAGGACUAUCUGCCCUGAGGGAGCCUACCAGGUCCGGCUGUGUAAGGAUGGGACAUGGACGACGGUGCUGGUGGACGACAUGCUCCCCUGCGAUGACUACGGCUACCUGCUUUUUUCCCAGGCCCAGAGGAAGCAGCUCUGGGUGGCGCUGAUCGAAAAGGCCCUGGCCAAGCUCCAUGGCUCCUACUUUGCCCUGCAGGCAGGGCGGGCCAUCGAGGGCCUGGCCACACUCACAGGCGCUCCCUGUGACUCCCUCAUGCUCCAGGUCAGCUCAACCAACCCCCGGGAGGAGCCCAUCGACACGGACCUCAUCUGGGCCAAGAUGCUCAGCUCCAAGGAGGCUGGGUUUUUGAUGGGCGCGUCAUGCGGAGGCGGUAACAUGAAGGUCGAUGAUGCCGUCUAUGAGUCUUUGGGUCUGAGGCCUCGACAUGCAUAUUCCAUCCUGGAUGUUCGGGACGUCCAGGGUUACAGGUUAUUGCGGCUGCGUAACCCAUGGGGUCGCUUCUCCUGGAACGGAAGCUGGUCGGACGAGUGGACAGAAUGGCCGCAGCAUCUCCGUCACGAGCUGAUGGCUCAUGGCAGCAGCGAGGGGGUCUUCUGGAUGGAGUACACUGACUUCAUAAAGUACUUUGACUCUGUGGACAUCUGUAAGAUCCACUCGGACUGGCAGGAGGUGAGGCUCCAAGGCUGCUUCCCGACCAAAGCCAGCGGGCCGGUCACCGUCACAUCCCUCACCGUGCUGGAGCGGACAGCGCUGGAGUUUGCCCUCUUCCAGGAGGGAAGCAGGCGCUCAGACACAGCUGACAGCCACCUGCUGGACCUGUGCAUCAUGGUUUUUCGCGCCUCCUUUGGUAGCGGCAACAAGCUGACUCUGGGCCGCCUGUUGGCUCACAGCAAGCGGGCGGUGAAGAAAUUUGUCGGCUGCGAUGUCAUGCUGGAGCCGGGGGAGUAUGCUGUUGUCUGCUGCGCCUUCAACCACUGGCAGAUUAAUGUCAGCGGGACGGGAGGUCCACCCACACCCGUCUCAAGCCCUACCAGCGGACCAGCAAGGCGGCCCAGCCAGGACUUCCCUGGCCACAUCCUGGCCAUCUACAGCUCUCGGCAAGUGAUGGUGGAGCAGGUGGAAGCAACUGCAACCACGAUGGCCGACGCCAUCAUCCUACUCACUGAAAACAAAGGCGAAAGACACGAGGGCCGCGAGGGCAUGACCUGCUACUACCUGACGCACGGCUGGGCGGGGCUCAUUGUGGUGGUGGAGAACCGCCACCCCAAAUACUACCUCCAUGUCUCAUGUGACUGCACUGACAGCUUCAAUGUGGUGUCCACACGCGGCAGCCUCAAGACCAUCGACAGCGUACCACCUUUACACAGGCAGGUGCUGGUGGUGCUCUCUCAGCUGGAGGGAAACGCUGGCUUCUCAAUCACCCAUCGCCUGGCUCACCGUAAGGCAGCCCAGGCCUCACUGGGCGACUGGACUCCGACCAAGGCCACUCACAGCCCCCAGCUCACCCCAGACAUAGACGGCUUGCACCGGCCCCGGCCCCUAUGACCCCCGCCCUGUUUUAACCCCCUCACACACAGACUCUUAUCCAAUAAAAUGUCAGACCACUGGAAAAUAAUGCAAGGAUAGGGGAGUGAUGCUUGGAGCCCUAAAACAUAGAGGAAAAUAUUUUUUUUUGUGUGUGUGUGUUUUUUUUUUUAUGUACACAUGAAUGUAAAGCAUAGAUAGGCAGCAUUUCGCUGCUCUCUCAGUCUGUCAUCACACAUCCUGCCCCUUUUGCCAAGUGGACGUGCCAUGUACGGAUGGAAUGAGGGAAGUGGACUGUGUGAAGUGACCUGGGGAAAAUAAUAACGUACGCAGGCCCUUUUAAAGACCAAGUCCAAGCUUCAUUAGUUCUGCUGUUUGUGGCUGCUGGGAACCACCGUUGUUUGGGGAAACACAGUUCAGCCCUUGGUUUUCAUAUGCUAGAUGGCAAUCAUCCCCUCAGUUAGCGUAAGAAAAUGAGCGGAGUGCUGAAAACUACUGAGCCAUCUGCCUGCAUACAUUCUAAGAGCCAGUCACCCGGUCAGACACUUGCCCGCAAAAACAGCUAUCCAGGGGAGACAUUUUUCAAGUCACCACUUGUCAAUAUACGGUACAUGAUGAGCCAAAUCCAACUCGUGUUUCUUUUAUACACAACUCCUUCUCAGUCUUAUCCAGAUUGGUGUUGUUGAGGUCAUAGACGAGGCAGAACUGUGUGUCUCUGCUCUCCAUCGUCGUCACGUGCCGUCUAGCACACUCUCUAGCUCAGGACCAAACCUAUGUUUUUAGUACAAUAAGGUUCAUGUUAGUGUAGCAUCAGCUGACCAUAUAACUGAAUUAGCCUAUUUCUUUGUUCUUUCUUCUGUGGUGGUGUCAUCACUGCCUCUUUUAUAGGAACUGUGUAUUUGGGAGGUUUUGUCUUGUGAAAGUUUUUUUUUUCAUAUAUACUAAUUAGAAACAGCAGUUUCACAGACCUCAUUGCUCAUACUUAUUCUGAAUCACACUCAGUCACCUUGUUUUAGCGUCUAAAUGAUGGAAGUACUCAUGACAUGGGCAGACCUCCAGCAGGACCCCCGAGCACACAAGCUUUUCUUAGCCAUGUCGCAUCUUUCCAUUUAGAUGAAGUUUUUUGUGGGGUAACCUCUGGACGGAACAUCAGUCUGCAUCAUGCGCUGUAGCUUUUUCACACCCGAUGAAGGUCAGCGUGCUUCUCCCUCCUGCAUGGUUUGCUAGUUUGACGGUUUCUGCUCCGGUGCGUUUAGGGAGCUGUACAGGAACUCCUUGUGAGCAGUCAGGUUGCCACAGGGAGGGGCUGGUUUUCGUUUUGGGAGGGCGGAGGG
Messenger RNA from Menidia menidia (Atlantic silverside), 4976 nucleotides. NCBI's taxonomy places the organism in Eukaryota, Metazoa, Chordata, Actinopteri, Atheriniformes, Atherinopsidae. The record is from the annotation of a GenBank genome assembly.